Vespa velutina is the source of this 8360-nucleotide messenger RNA. It is a transcript of the gene rdgB, whose product is annotated as protein retinal degeneration B. Gene Ontology annotation, biological process: phospholipid transport. The record is from RefSeq and is a predicted model, not a curated record. NCBI's taxonomy places the organism in Eukaryota, Metazoa, Arthropoda, Insecta, Hymenoptera, Vespidae. Bases 945 to 4790 code for a protein of 1281 amino acids. Gene Ontology annotation, cellular component: cytoplasm. Gene Ontology annotation, molecular function: phosphatidylcholine intramembrane carrier activity; phosphatidylcholine binding; phosphatidylinositol transfer activity. The transcript has 21 exons.
CGGCAGGUCCGUUAGUUGGUCGCCGCGCGUCGGCGAUGUAACAUUUUGUUAUAUGUUAUAUCUUAAUUAUUGUCGUUACCUCGAUCGAUUUAUUACCUCGAUCGAUCUAUUUCGAUGGAUUCGUCGCACAUAUUGACCUUCAACAUCAUUAAGAAUUAUUAAAGACUCAUCUAUUUUCGAAUGAAUAUCUAAAGAACUUGAAGUUAAAAAAUCGAACAAAAAGGGAAAGUGUCAAAGGCGAGUCUGCUGUUCUGUCGACAGAUAUGAGAACGGUGUAUAUGUAUGUUAUGUGUGUUACUACUGUGUCUAUUGCGUGUUUGUCGGCGGAACGAGUUCAUUUCUUCGUCCAAAGACUUCCCGUUUCAGUGACGUUUUCGAAGAAGCUUUAAAAAAGAGAAAGAAGACAAUUUUCAUGAAUAAAUCUCGAGAUUAAAAAAAGAAAAGAAAAAAAUGAUAAAAUGUUGUUGAUAAUUAAAAUUGAUAAUCAUUUAAUAUCCGAUUGAUUUUCAGUGAUAUAAAAGUAUAUGCAAAUAUAACAUAAUAAUAUAUUUCGAGAAAUUUUUUGUAUCGUUAAAAAUUCGAAUCCGCACUGCUGUAUCGACAAAGAAGAAAGGUGUGGCGCGAAACCUGUACAUUCUUACAACAAAAGAGAUUAUCUCUCUCUCUCUCUCUCUCUCUCUCUCUCUCUCUCUCUCUCUCUCUCUUUCUCUUUUAUCUGUCUCUAUCUCUUUCUUUCUUCAUCUUUGGACUUUGUCAUCUUGUUUUUUAUCUUCUUCAGUUUACUUUUGUUUUUUAUAUAUUGCUGAGGACAUAAAAGAUACUUAUGAACGUUAAAACAACGUAAACACACACCAUCGAGAAGAAUAUAACGAGAGCUUCCUCAUACAGAGAGUAUAUUUUUUUUCGAAGAUGUACGGGUGAUAAAAGAUCUCUCCUUCGUCAAAAUGUUGAUUAAGGAAUAUCGAAUUCCUCUGCCACUUACGGUAGAGGAAUAUCAAAUUGCUCAACUUUACAUGAUAGCGAAAAAAUCACGUGAAGAAAGCAGAGGUACCGGAAGUGGCGUGGAAAUAAUAGUUAACGAACCGUAUACCAAUGGUCCCGGUGGAAAUGGCCAAUACACGCAUAAAAUUUAUCACGUUGGUAGCCACUUGCCAGGAUGGUUCAAAAGUUUAUUACCUAAAUCGGCAUUAAUAGCAAAAGAAGAGGCAUGGAACGCAUAUCCGUAUACAAAAACGCGAUACACGAGUCCAUUCGUCGAGAAAUUUUCCAUAGAAAUAGAAACUUAUUAUUUUCCUGACAAUGGCUAUCAAGAAAAUGUUUUCAAACUAAACGGUGCCGAUUUAAGAAACAGAGUCGUAGAUUUGAUCGAUAUCGUAAAAGAUCAAAUCGAUUAUGUCAAGGAAGAAGAUCCUAAAUUGUAUAUUUCUGAAAAAACGGGUAGAGGUCCACUAACGGACACUUGGUUGGAAGAUUAUUGGAGUGAAAUCAAAGGUAAACAACAGCCAACGUCAUCAGGGAAAUCGUUAAUGUGCGCUUACAAAUUAUGCCGAGUAGAAUUCCGCUAUUGGGGUAUGCAAACAAAGUUAGAAAAGUUCAUCCACGAUAUGGCAUUGAGGAAAGUGAUGGCACGAGCACACAGACAAGCUUGGGCCUGGCAAGAUGAAUGGUAUGGUUUGACAAUGGAAGAUAUCAGAGAAAUUGAACGGCAAACUCAGUUAGCACUUCAACAAAAGAUGGGUCUUGCUGAUUCCGGUGAAGAAGUAACUCAUGAUGAUGAUGAGGACACGAAUACAGGGAAUACCGGAAUGACACCUCAAGAAUCGAACGUCGCUAGGACAUUCGCAGCCACUUUGAGCAGUAUCGAAAAAAAUGAGGACCUUCAGAGUCCAAUGAGUAUUAGGAAACCUUCGGAUAUACCGAUCAUCAAUACGGCUGUUAGUUCAGAAGGUGAAGCUAGUCCUGAGGAUUCUCCAACGGAACCAUCUAAUGCUAGCCCGAUCGACGAAAAAAAUGAAAAGAAAUCAUGGAAGAAAAAUACAGCAAGUCAUUCACCUAGUUCAGCAAAAAAUAUGGAUAUACAAAUCGCAAAUUGGAGAAUGGAGAGUAUCGUUAGAGAAUCCGAAACCAGUAGCGAAGAGGAAUUCUUUGAUUGCCAGGCUGGGUUCAUUAUACCUACUAUACGUAAAGAGCACUUUGAAGAUAACUCUUCAUUAGCUAAAUGGAGUUCUUUGGAUCUUCUAGCAGAAGAGGAUGAUGGUGCUUCUCCUGUGGCACCAACAAACAACGUGGAAGAAGCAGAUACGAUAUUCUCACCGUCGUUUCUACAGCCAAUAGCAAGCGAACGUAGUAAAAGAUUGCAAAUUCACACCUCGACGAGCGUUGACGUUUCUUGUCCAACGUCACCUCAACAUUCUCCAACUCAUCAGUCGUGUAAAACUACAGUACUUUUGAUUGUGAUGCAUGCCGGAAGCGUUCUAGAUGCCAAUGUUGAUUUGACGGCUAAGAAAUCGGAUGUAACAACUUUCAGAGGUGCCUUCGAGUCUGUUAUGAGACAACAUUAUCCUAGUAUGGUCGGACAUGUCUCUAUAAAAUUUGUUUCAUGUCCGUCAAUAUGUACUGAAGGUCUAGGUGUUCUUUCGAGUUUAAGUCCAUACAGUUUCGAUAUGUCUCCAUCAUGCAUGGAUGCACCUCAAGUAACGAACGAUACUAUACCAAUCGGUGCAAUACCAUUACUGGCAAGUGCAAGCUCGGAUUACGAAGAAGCAGUCUCACGAGUAGUUACCAAUGCAAAUCAGAUUUAUCAAGAAUUUAUAAAAAGCGAGGAGGGUAAAGGUUUUAGUGGGCAAAUUUGUUUCAUCGGUGAUUCCGUAGGUUCGAUUUUGGCCUACGAUGCUUUGUGUAGAUCUACGCAUUAUCAUUCGAGAUAUAACAGUGAAAAUAAUAUAUUGGAAACGAGUAAUCAAGGGACUGAAAAUAAUGGAAUUUCUGAGGAUGGUAAACAUUUAAGUGCAACUUUACCUAGAAGAAGAUCUUCUGGAACAAAUGACAGUUGCCAGCAAUGUAAAUUAGAGUUCGAGGUAGGAGAGUUCUUCAUGUUUGGCAGUCCAUUAGCACUCGUUAUGGCAUAUAGAAAAAUUUCAUCUCACGGAGAUAAAAAUAGUAAUAUCCCAAAGCCAAUGGUGAAUCAAGUUUACAAUCUCUUUCAUCCAAGCGAUCCAGUAGCUGCAAGAAUCGAACCAUUGAUUUCUGCAAGAUUUUCUUUACUACCACCUGUUAAUGUUGCUCGAUAUCAAAAGUAUCCACUUGGAAAUGGGCAACCUUAUCAUUUACUGGAAACGAUUCAAAGCAAUACACAAUUAUUUGCGGAUGGAUUAAACAUUCCUAACAUAUACAUGACAACGCCACUUCAACAUGCUCAUUUGAGAAGAUUGUCGGAUAUAUCGAUUCACAGUACUAUGUCUGGUAUCGUCGAUAAUUUUCCUUUACAAGUUGUCUCUGCACUGACGCAAAAAUGGUGGGGAAACAAACGAAUAGAUUAUGCUCUAUAUUGUCCAGAGGGUCUGGCAAAUUUUCCUACAAAUGCAUUACCCCAUCUCUUUCAUGCUAGUUAUUGGGAAUCAUCAGACGUAAUAGCGUUUAUAUUAAGACAGCUGGGUCGGUUCGAUUUACCUAUACUUGGUAACGAAGAAAAAGAACUUUCAUGUUUCCGUCCAGGUCAACCAAGAGAAAAAUGGAAUAAAAAACGCACUUCGGUCAAACUAAAGAAUGUUGCUGCUAAUCAUAGAGCCAAUGAUGUAAUCGUGGGAGAAGGUGUACCUCAAGUAUUAGUGGCCAGAUUUAUGUACAGUCCUAUAGACGUGAUAGCUUUAACAGGGGAAAAAGUAGACAUUCAUAUUAUGAAGGAUCCACCUGUUGGCGAAUGGUCAUUUUUAAAUACAGAAAUUACAGAUAAAAAUGGUAGAAUAACUUAUAGAAUACCCGAUGACAAAGCUCUCGGUUAUGGACUUUAUCCUGUAAAAAUGAUAGUUAGAGGAGAUCACACUUCCGUUGACUUCUUUUUGGCUGUGAUACCUCCGAAAACAGAAUGUGUGGUCUUCAGUAUCGAUGGAUCGUUCACAGCAAGUAUGUCAGUUACCGGGAAGGAUCCGAAAGUUAGAGCUGGCGCUGUUGAUGUUGUCAGGCACUGGCAAGAAUUAGGAUAUUUAAUUAUAUACAUCACCGCUCGACCCGAUAUGCAACAGAAGAAAGUUGUAUCCUGGCUAUCUCAGCAUAACUUCCCUCACGGUUUGGUGUCUUUCGCGGAUGGGCUCUCUACGGAUCCGCUAGGUCAUAAAGCAGCAUAUUUAAAUAAUUUAGUCCAGGAACACGGUGUAAUAAUACAUCAAGCAUACGGUAGUAGUAAAGACAUAAGUGUUUACACGUCAAUAAAUCUCAAGCCAAAUCAAAUAUUCGUUAUCGGUGGAGCAUCGAAAAAACAUCAUGCUCUGGCGACAAUACUUCACGAUGGUUAUGCCGCACACUUGAGCAUCCUACAAGCACAUGGUGGUUCGAGACCAGCCAAAGGCAAUGCAAGGAUGGUAAUACCACGUGGACAAUUUGGUUUGCCCGGUCAGAAUGCAUCUUUACGGCGAAGAAGCUCUUUUAGAACGGCGAAACGAGCGAUUUCUCAACCAACUGUGGGAAAAAUCUUUCCUUUGGAACGAAGUACGAGCUUAGGACCACCAAGUUCGCUUCCAAACGUACCGCAUUCGGCGCCACCAAUCAAAAAUACCGCCACGGAAAAGCUCUGACGACUUACACGCUGCCGCUCUUUUUUCGACUCCUUGCAUUGAUUUACGUGUAUUCGCAAUGUCCUUCAUCGAUUCCUAUUUUAACUUACGUAACACAAUUAACUUGAUAUCAACGCGAUAUCGAUAGGAAAAAAAAGGGAAAAAGUAAGAGAAAAAAACCAGAAGCUGCAAAAAUUCCCAUUUUUUUACUUUGGACUAUACGUCAUCAUUGUAAACAACUACAUUAAUCAUAUCAGGAAUUGUAUGUUAUAUCAUUAUGAGUAAUACUCUACGUUAAUCAUAUCAGAUUUUUAUAAAAUUUAAUUGAUUUAAAAAAUUUUCAUAUCAUUGACACAAGUAAUUACUUAUCGUUGAUCUUAUCAAUGCGAUUAAAUCGUUAUAGAUUUUUAUUUCUGGUCGCAUAAUCACGAUAAUGUAUUAAUUAAAAUAUGUAAAAAUAUUUGUCGAUUAUCAUCGAUUCAAUGAUUUAACAAAAAUAUGCAUAAUGCAUGAAACAUGUGAAUGACUUUUUCAAAAUUCAACAUUUUUUUUACAUCCUCUUGAAUGAUCAUCGUGAGAUAUAAUGACUUUGCAGUAGAUUAUAUAUGAAUUACGCUACAAUACGAAAGAGAAAGAAAUGUAUUUGUUCGAACUGUUAUCUGAUCUCAACUAAUUGUUAAUAUUUUAAAGAAAACUGAUUAUAACGUUGAACGUAAAUUAGUGUACAAAUGUUUCUCAUGUAUUUGUCGUUAUCAAUAUUUUUAUUAUUAUUGUACCUCGUAAUAAUUGUCACCAUCAUCAACCAUUAUCAUUAUUAUUAUUUUUUUAUUAUCAUUGUUAAAAGCAAUAAUUUUGAAGAAAUCUGCAUUUUUUACUCGAUCAAAAUUUAUUAUUCAUAUGUGAAUAUACGAAGAAAAUAAGAAAGAAAAAAUAGGAUUAAAUAAUUAUUUGUUACUCGAAAAAUGAGACAUAGAUCUAUUUCUAAACUAUUAGAAACUUUUGCGCGAAAGUAUUAUGUAUAUAUAUUAGUUAUUACAAAUGUUAUCUAUGGGAUAGGUUUUAGAGAAAUAGUUAUUAUUUUUCUUUUCUUUUCUUUUUCUUUUUUUUGUUUUCUUUUGCUCGAUAAAACUUUGCACAUAUGACUCUCUUCUAAAUAGAUGAGUGUAAAAGAUUAUGAAAUAAAUAAUAGUGUGUAUAUAUAAAUACAUACAUACAUACAUAUAUACAUAUAUAUAUAUAUAUAUAUAUAUAUACAUAUAUAUAUAUAUAUAUAUAUAUAUAUAUAUAUAUAUAUAUAUAUACAAUCACAGUGCAAAGCAAAAGGAAAGUGUGAGAAUCGAUGUAGAAAAUUUGUAUCGUCGAUUUACUACGUUUCUUUGAAUAAUAAAAAGACUGUAAGAGGAAGGAACAUUCACUUAUAAAAAAAAACCAUAUGAUAAUAUAAAAAAUAUACAUACAUACAUACAUAUAUAUUUGUAUAUAUAUAUAUAUGUGUGUAUGUAUGUAUGUAUAUGUAUAUGUAUAUAUAUUUAUUCGGUUGUCGAAUUUAUGAAAAGAUGACACUAACGGCAAAUAUUCCAGGCAUGGUGAUUCGUUCCAAAAUAAAAUUAAGAAAAAUCUAUUAUAGAAACAAGAUAUGAGAUAGGUUUGCACCAUUGUUGUGUCCAUAUCGACUGAUAAUAAGUAGUAUCGUGUGUAUAAAUUAAAUAUUUUGAUUUAUUACACAUAUAGAGUAAUCAUAACUUCACAUGCUCUAGUCUUUUAGAAAAAUUAUCAAACAUUACGUAUAAUUAUUCCUUCAUAUAUUUGAGUCGUUCUAAUGUGAUGUAUAAAAGAAAAAAAAGGAAAAAAAAAAAAGAAAAAGAAAAAACAACAACAACAACAACAUAAUUAACUACUAUAUUAACUGUUUAUAUUGUUAUAUGGCAUGUAAGAAAAAUAUUAUAAUAUACAUAUAUACAUAUAUAUAUACAUACCUAUAUACAUUUUUACAUAUAUAUAUACAUAUAUACAUAUAUACAUGUAUAUAUAUGUAUGUGUAUAUAUGUAUGUACGUAUAUAUGUAUUUAUAAAGUCAUCAUCAAAUUGCAUCAUCGGAAAUCCAGAAGAUAGAGACGAAAAAAUGUUGGAUCAUUAAAAGAGAGAGAGAGAGAGAGAGAGAGGGGGGGGGAGGGAGAUGGUAGAAUUGCCUAUAAUAGCGAAUUUGAAAAGGUAUUUAAAUUAUUUUUAAUAAUGUUCGAUACAUUAUAGCGGUGAUGUACGAUUUAGAAAGAAAAGAAAAAAGAACGUAAAAAAGAAUAAAAAAGAGAAAUAAUAAUAAUAAUUCUUUGGAAGAUUUGAUCUUGAGAUAAGAUAAAAAUCAGUACUAUAGUCUCUCGGUAAGAUCCGUUUGAGUCAUAUUUUUUACUUUUACACUGGUCGCAAAUUUUCAAUUACGAUAUUUUCUGUAUUUUCCUCUGAAGAAAAAAAAAAAGAAAGAAAAAGAAAAAAAGGAAAUUGUUAAAGAUGAAAAGAACAAUUAUGAAAUAUUCAUGUACAGUGACGUAAACGCUGCACUGGCGUUUGAAAAAAACAUAAAUAUGUAUAUGAUACUAGAAUUAUAAAUAUGACUGCAAAAAAUAUUUUAAUUAUAUACCAAACCAUUGAUAAACUAUUAAACGUAAUAAGAAUUCUAUUUUUGUUAAUGUGACUCUCAAACGAUGUGUCAUAAUAAUAAUUAAUCAAAACUAAUUCAUUCUUUUAUAGUAAACAUUUUUGCUAUUAAACGUGAAUAGUUAUUUUAUAUAUAUAUAUAUAUAUAUAUAUAUAUAUAUAUAUAUAUAUAUAUAUAUAUAUUGUUGAAUCAUUAUAUAAUUUUACUUGGAUAGUUUAAACGAGGAAAGAAAUUUUCUGCAUCCUGUUAUAAUGAUCAAUCAAUACAUGACUGGAGGAAAAAAAUAGCCAAAAAAGAAAAAAGAUAAAAAAGAAAAAAAAAGAAACUAUAACACAUUUUCGUCAUUGUGUCAAAAUAUUACGAUGAAGUGAGAAAUUAUUUUCGUUAUAAAAAUUCAAAUUUCAAAUUUAAUAUUUAAAAGGGCAUGUAAUAUUCUUUUUACUAUAUGUAAUAUAUGCGUAUAUAAUAUAUAUGUAUUAGAUUACAAUUAUAGUUACUACAUGCAGGAAAAUCAUGUUUUAGAAAUUAUUAAGUAUAUACAUAUAUAUAAAUAAAUAAAUAAAUAUAUAUAUAAAUAUAUAUAUAUAUAUAUAUAUAUACACACACACGUACACACACAUAUAUACAUACGUAUUGUAAUAUAUUUUUAUACACUUGUCAUAUGUAUAUUGACAGAACCGUUGUAACCCCACUGGCUCGAUUAAUUGUCCAUGCUGUGGAAAGUUGCUAUUAUAAAUAGGAAAGAUAAAAUUUCUCUUGUGUGUAGUUCUUUCUUUUCUUCUUUAUUUAUUUAUUUCUUUUUUUUAUUUAUACCUUAUAUUUAUCUUUCAUUUUAUAUCAAUGAAAACCAUUAUGUAAAAGUGUUGCAAGUUAAUCGAAUGAUGUAAUUAUUAUAUUCGAAACCGCCUAAACGUCCAAUAAAUAAUAAUUACAAGAAA